Molecule: messenger RNA, 2354 nt
Organism: Hippoglossus stenolepis (Pacific halibut)
Lineage: Eukaryota; Metazoa; Chordata; Actinopteri; Pleuronectiformes; Pleuronectidae
Gene: fbxl15
Product: F-box and leucine-rich repeat protein 15
Exons: 5
Coding region: 140-1018 (292 amino acids)
Biological process (GO): SCF-dependent proteasomal ubiquitin-dependent protein catabolic process
Cellular component (GO): SCF ubiquitin ligase complex
Molecular function (GO): protein binding
Source: RefSeq, a predicted model, not a curated record
CCGACGGUCCUUGAAGGCAGCACCGGGUUCGGGCUACACCUCAACCGGUCGAAAGAUGCUAAAGCUAAACACGUUGUUUUUGUGCUUGUGUGAAGAACAACACACGUUGAAAAACGGUGUCUAACGUAUCGGACUCACAAUGAGUGAAGAAGCCAAGAUACGGACGUGUCAGCUCCUGGAUCUGCCCUGGGAAGAUGUCGUGGUCCCCCACAUCUUGUGCCACUUGCCCCUGCAGCAUGUGGUGAGUCUGCAGAGGGUGAGCAAGCAGUUCCACAGCCUCGUCCAGGUCUACCUGGCCAACUGCAGGACAUUUGAUCCGUCCCCGAUUGGACAAAGCAUUCCCAAGGAAUCGUUUUGCUCAAUGUUAAAGGACAGCAAAAUUCUCCAGAGGCUGUCGCUUCAGAACUGCUCAGACUGGGUGACGGACCAGGAGCUGCUGCCGGUCAUCGGCCAGAACCAGCAUCUGCAUCGAGUGGAAAUGGGCGGGUGCGUUUGGCUCACCCGCCACUCCCUGGUGGCCGUGUCGCUGAGCUGCGCGCACCUCCAGCACCUCGGCCUGGCGCACUGCGAGUGGGUGGAUAGCCUGUCCCUGCGCAGCCUGGCCGACCACUGCGGGGGGCUGCAGUCGAUCGACAUCACCGCCUGCCGCCAGCUCAAGGACGACGCCAUCUGCUACCUGGCCAAGAAGUGCUUGAAGUUGAGGUCUCUAUCUUUGGCAGUCAACGCCAACGUCACUGACGAGUCGGUGGAGGAGGUGGCCAAGAACUGCAGGGGUCUGGAGCAGCUGGACCUGACGGGUUGCCUGAGGGUCAGAAACGAGUCCAUCAGGACCGUUGCGGAGUAUUGCCCAAAGCUACAGUCCCUGAAGGUGAAUCACUGCCACAAUGUGACAGAGUCGAGCCUCGAUCCUCUACGGAAGCGCAACGUUGUGAUAGAUGUGGAGCCACCAUUACAGAGGGCUCUGGUGCUUCUUCAGGACGUGCUGGGGUUCGCUCCUUUUAUCAAUCUCCAGAUAUAACCAAAGGGUCAUGAAUCUGCACGACGCAGGUGUCUUCAUAUCAGCAGUCACAGGCUCAUGAGCUGCUGUGAGACAAUCCUAUAAAACCCUGAAUGUGUUGCACUCAAGUUUGAAUGUGAUCGGAGAUACGUAUUCAAGAUGGUACUGAAAAUGCUUAAAUGACUGAAGAAAGCCAUGUACAUUUUAAAGAAUUGCUGCCUCAUGUCCAAAAUAUGUCACUGCACUUUUUUGGGGUGUUGUUAUAAUCUUGGUUUUUAGAAAAAAAAAAGCAAUUCUAACCAAAGUACAGUGAGUGUGUUGUAUUGUUUGUACCUUGUGUACAUGAUAUUGUGAGAAAAAAAAGAAGAAGCCGUAAUCCUUAUGUUUCAUUUAGAAACAUUUAAAACAUGUUUGAGUUGAAUUAAACGUCUCAUUUUGCAUGUUAAGUGUCCAUUUAAAGGAACCGUUCACCCAAUGUUUCCUGCCAAGCUUUUUUCCCACUUACCACCAGCUCUGUCUAGCCUUUUGUUUUAUUCGUCCAGGUUUUUUUUAUUAUCUCCUUUUCUGAGACCUCUGCCUGCCGUCACGACACAGUGAAGGUGCUUUGUUUGUUGUGUAGAUCAUGUGUCUUCCAGAAAGAAUGUCUCCUCAGGAUCAUCAACAGACCUCAUUGUUUACAGUGCUUAAAUGUUUCCUGAUGAAAACUGUUUUAAGCAACAGUUCUAGCACUUCAAUCAAGUCUUAAUGGCUAAAUGAUGCUGGGGUAACUGGGAAUGUGCUGUUUUGUUUUGUGUGAUGCAACCCCUUUAAUCUACAUUAGUAACCUGAAUGGCACUCUGUUGAGAGAGGAUCUCCACCAAGGCCCAACAGUCCCCUAAUGAAACCACAAUUAAAUUCACUAGAUCCAGAUUCUUAUUUGCGUCUGCACCAAAUUGCAAACACUCAUAAAUAUCAAUCCCCUUAACAUGCCUCUUUUAUCAAUAUCAAUGAAUUAUUCUAGGAGAAAUCCACGAAAAUGUAGAGAAAUGUUAUAGAAAGUAAAAAAAAAAAAUGGAUCCACCAAAAUCCUCCUCCUUACAUCAUGCCCUACCCCUCCAAAAAAUGUCAUGGAAGUCAGUAAAGUAGUUUUUGCAUAAUCCUGCCAACAAAGAAUCGAACAGACAAACGGAUGGAAACAUCCUUGACGGAGGUAAUAAAUGCAUAGAACAUGUUUGAAAUAAGUAUAGGAAUUUAUUAUGACUGUUUUCCUUUAAGCCUUUGAAAUGACUUUUGUACAAAGCAACUGUGUUGAAAUGUUUCCCUGUAACAAAAUGUAUGAUUUAUACAAACAAAUAUUAAAUUAUAAAAUACAACACCA